Molecule: messenger RNA, 4255 nt
Organism: Symbiodinium sp. CCMP2456
Lineage: Eukaryota; Dinophyceae; Suessiales; Symbiodiniaceae
Source: the annotation of a GenBank genome assembly
GCUGGCUUUCGUUGACCUGGCUGCACCUGCGCCUAUCGCGAACCCUGCCAACACAGCCGUCACGCAGAGCCUGGACGCCCUCAAGGCUGCCUUGCUGUGCCAGCGGGACGGCCGAGAAAGGAGCUGGGAUUCCAAUAUCUUGCCCCAGCUGCUGGAGUGUUGGUUGUCUCCUGCUCCAGGCCAAGAGUCAUCCGUGGUGUUGUUGACACCAGUCCGUUACUCACUCGACACACACCAAGAGUCGCACGAGUGGCUGAACUUCGCCCGACUAGUCCAGGAAGCUCAUGGCGGGAAGCCUCUUCGGCCGAGCACCCCCAUGAAGGCCACCUGGGCGCAGAAAAAGGGCCUACAGGUGCCGGAGAGUUUCAAGAUGCCCAGCACCUGCAGUGCAGAAGAGCCUCCUACGUCCAAGGAGAACAAGGCAGCAGAGCAGCCAGCACAUGAGCAGAGCCCGCCGCGCCACGACAAAGCACGGAGCGCAAUCCUCACGGCGAUUCAGAUGCUGUCGAAGGAUGACGAGCGGAAAGGGCAGGAGUCCGUCCUGGUGCAAGAUGCCACCGAGCCUGUCCUUGUCCAAGCUGUGCGGCCGUCACCGGCACCCGACGGACCCAGCGUGCCGGACCAGGGGCCCGCUGCGCCUGGUGAGAUGCCGGUGCAGCCCUCUGUGGGCUCUCAGACACCGAUGCAGCCGCCACCCGCGCUGGCGAAGGCUGCAAGCCCCAACCAGACAGCGUAUCGCCGUUUCGUGGCGCGUUGCACCACCAAUGCUUCCGACUGUUCCAACGGCACAGGCAUCGACACCAAUCAUUGCAGCUCGGGUCGUGCGGUGAGCUUAGACCGAAGGCUCGUGCAUGAACCGAUCAGCAGCUACAACCGACAAGAGCCGGCAGGGAAGUUGGACUUCAUGUUGCCACUAGGUGCGAAGGAGCUUUUAAAUCGAUGCGUCGGCAAUUCCUUCCUGGUGGAUUGCCGCGAGCAGACGCACCGGUGCAACCGUCUCCGGGACCUCAUGGAAGAGUGCCAGAGUGCCUGUGAGGCUGCCUUUGCACGCUGCAGGACCAAGCCGCCCCCAGCUGCUGUUUGGCAGUCCCUGGGACCAGUUCUGUUCAGAUGGGGCUUGGGCGAGGGCCGCAGAGACUAUGGUGAGUACGUCUUGGUGACAUGCCACUGGCUUUCGGCCAAUGGUGUCCGAAACCAGUUAGUCGAUGUGGACAGCUCCCGGCUCCCGGUUAGAUCUCGAAGCGCCAAGGCUCUAAGACUCCUUGUCACUGCUGUCGCCUUGUUUGCGGGCGCAGCCGUCCCAAGCGUCUCGGAGGAGGUGCGCUGUGCUUGGACCGUGUUGCCCGCAGCAGAACAACUGCGCGAGGCACAUGGCAUUCUCACAGCCCUGCCCGCCCAAGCACAGCGGCUUCCGAUCAGCGGCUACCUCCCCCAUCCUCCACCCUGGCUUCCCGGUCCCUGGGCCGACUUCCUGAUGGGUCUGGAGUCGGCGUCCCUGGAAGAAGCAGAGAUGCUGGGACUCGUCGAAGCUAUCAGCAGGUGGCGAUCAGAAGGUGGCCCACGCCCGCCGUCGUCUCUGCAAGAUGUGGCUGAGUCCUUGAGACGACUCAGGGCAUCCCUGCCCAGUUGGGGAGGCAGCAGCAUAGCCGGACCUUCGGCUUCGCCUACAAAGUUUGGGAUGAAGCGGGGGAAGGUUGGACAGGUGGAGUCCUUCGUCCGGGUGGCCCGCACUUCUGCUUCUCUGCGCGGCAGCCGGCGGAUCCUCGAUGUCGGCGCAGGGCUCGGCGCUUUGACACGGCAGCUUCAGCAAAGUCUGGGCUUGCCUUGUCUGGGCUUGGACCGGGACCCAGAGAAGGUGGAGACUGCCCAACGCCUCGCGACGGCUGCGGGACACGGGCCUGAGGUGUCCUUCGCAGUUUGUGACAUUCAAGCUCCUGGGGCACUCCAUGAUCUCCUUGAGCCGGAUGAUUUGGUGGUUGGCCUUCAUCCCUGCGGAAGCCUAGGGGAGGACCUUAUUACGGCUGUGUCUGCGUGCUCGAGCGGUCCAGGAGCAUCGCCCUCUUUGCUUAUGGUGUCCUGCUGCCUCAUGGGGCGGCCCUGGGCGCCGAUUCCUUUCCCGAGGCCGCCGGCAUCCAACUUGGGUCGUCAGCUGAAUCUGUCACUUCCACGCACAGCGCUGAAGAUGUCCAACCUCUGGGCUCCCGGCCCUGUUCCUGUGGAGGCGAUCUCCACGCGCAUGGCCCUGCGCUGGCUCCUCGCAGGUCGUGGUUGGCACAACGAGACGAGCGCGCCUUCUUGCACUUCGCUGACGCCUAGUAUGCGAGGUGUCACAAAGAGACACCACAAAGAAGGCUUCCUGGCCGUGGCCAGCCGGGUCCUGGAACUGCGCGGCAUGGCACCAGCGACGGACGCCGAGGUGGCAGAUGCUGAGCGGGUUGGCCGCAUCUGGGAGCCGCUGUACCGGAGGCUCGAACUUGUCACGCCUCUCGUGGGCAAUGCGGCGGAGUUUGCGGUGAAUGCAGACCGUGCUGCUGCAUUGGAGGCGGACUGCGAGAGCUGUGGAUCUUUAGCAGGAGUCGGGCAUGAGAUUCGAACGGCCUCACCAGUGGCCGUGCGAGCGCUAGGCACUUCCAUGCACAUCCUUGCCUCAGCACGCCCUUGUGGAAGCUCGGAAGCUGCUGCCAACCCGCAGCCCCCUGAGUCCCUCAUCCUGAGCUGCCUGGCCGAAGGCCUGGGGCUAAGAACCUGGAGCCUGCUUUGCCUACGCCUACAUGCCCAGAGCUAUGUCCCCGACACCUAUCCAGGCUAUCCGGUGAUGGCCACAUCAGCCCCUUCACCCCCUCCAGCACGCUAUGCUGCCGGGGCCUUGAGGUCCGUGACGCCACGGAAGCCGGUCGGUGACCCCAGGAAGUUCACAGUACAGCAUGCUUUGUCUUUGAAACGCUCGGAAGCAGGGCUUCUCGUCAAUUCACCCCGGCUCCUGCUGGAACCAUGGACGCUUUGCCGCAAGAUUAGACCCCGAGCCAAGCAGGGCUUCUCGGAAUGUUUGGUUGCGGAGCUGGAAAUUCAAUUCUACAAUUCUACAAUGACCCUGUUGAAAGCCAGCCACAUCUUCUGCAGGAGCUUGUCGAAUACCACAACUGGCCCGCGCCAAAAGUUGCCGCACAGAUUGCUCUCCCUUCUUGUCCUGGUUCCAAUGCUGCCCCCCACGGUGGUGACAGUGCAUUUCCAGGGUACUCAAGAGUUGUUGGGGUGCUUCGCCCUCCUGGUCAGGAUUUCAUUGACUCUGGACUCGUGCCCCAAGCCGGUGAUUGUCGGUGUCACUGGGCUCGCGGUCACCGAUUUGUUAACGGUGCGGAGCUUCGGUGAGUUCUCUGAAGUGAUCACAUAUUCCAAGCCAAUGACCAUAGAUGGCGCGAUGCGUGUGCAGCUGGGAUUGAAGCCACCAGACAUCGCAGUUCAGGGGCAGAUGCUUCCUGAAAGAGGGCGCAGCUGCAAGAUUGACAGGCGUCGGCUCCCUCAGCAUUCCCUCGCGCUACGUGCGCGCGACGUGAAGGAGAUCGCCCAGGAGUUGCAUGCCAUCAUCGAAGAGCUGGCCUUGGACGAUGUGCCCAGUCCACGGAGCUCUCCUGCAGCUCCAGCCUACGGAUCGCGAGAUGCAUAUCCUGCACAACCUCAGGCUUACGGCGGCUACACUGCCGAGGCAGCGCAUCGCCUGGAGAGCCCCCACAGGCCAGGAGGAGCUUUCUCCCCUGUUCGCGACCCCAAUCCGGGACUCAGCAUCGGGCAGUCCAGCCUGACCGAGGAGCUCCAGGCAGAGGCGCAGCACAGGGAGGCCUUGCUUGCAGCCCGGCAGCAGCAGGACCUGGAGCUCGAAGACCUCCGGCGCAGGCAGCAGGAGCUGGAGAGGAAGGCUGCAGAGUUGAAGCAGCAACGGCAGCAACAGCAUCCGCAGCUGUCGCAGUGGGAGACGCCGACGAGUAAAUCGACCGCCCCCGGGCUGCCGCACGCGGCUCCCAACCCACCAGUUGACGACGCCUUGCGUCGCGUCCUGCAGCAGUCCGGCUUGCGACCAGCACCUCAGAUGGGUGACGACAUGUUCGUUGGCAGCCUGCCGCAGCUGCGGAUGCUGAUCAACACCCAUGGUCCAAAGGCGACGGACCCGCAGCUUGCCAGCCACAUGACGGCCAUAAAGCGGUAUGCCCAGCAGCUCGAGAUUGACUUGGACCAAAAGGCCCCCUUCGUGAAAUUUUGA